Messenger RNA from Drosophila subpulchrella, 454 nucleotides. Its product is annotated as lipopolysaccharide-induced tumor necrosis factor-alpha factor homolog. Gene Ontology annotation, molecular function: zinc ion binding. Lineage: Eukaryota; Metazoa; Arthropoda; Insecta; Diptera; Drosophilidae. The record is from RefSeq and is a predicted model, not a curated record. Bases 1 to 252 code for a protein of 83 amino acids. The transcript is spliced from 3 exons.
AUGUACAUUGGGAUUAAAAUAAACUUUCCCGUUGGUCCGGAGCCCUGCAACGUGGUCUGCCCCAGUUGUCGCCAACAGGUCACCACCCGUACAGAGCCGAAGGCCUCCACUAAGACGCACAUCAUAGCUCUGAUCAUGUGCCUCACCUGCUGCUGGCCCUGUGCUUGCUGCCUCUACUGCACCCAAUGCGCCCGGAACGCUGACCAUCACUGUCCAUCCUGUAACGCUUUUAUAGGCACCUACGAGCGUUAAGGAACUUAUAGCAGAAGUCGUUGCUUUUCCGUGGUCUGCGGCCAGCAGCCGUGACGAAAUGCAAUCCAAACCAUCUUUAAACUCCGUUGUUACCUCUCUUACAUUCCUUAAUACGCAAUAUUUUGAUAGCACGCAAAACAUUGUUGUACCAACUUAAGCUUUUGUAUCCUUAGCACAGCAAUAAAAAGAUUCAAGGAAGAAA